AUUCGGGUGAGAGGGGGAUCAACCCGGCCCUAGCGCUGCGUUUUCACAAAGACAGGCCAUUUCAUUCAUUUUUCAUGAAGUACUCACAAAAUACAAAAAGCCAACAAAAUGGCUGCGCGUGACCGAACAGGAACUUUGAGUUCAAAUCCGGCAUUUCAAGGAGAUAGCAUUCUUUUUCAUGGAUCAAAAAUUCCUACAGAAGUACGGAGAAUGGUGUCUUAUCUUGGAAACUUAAAGUUGGAAAAGUUUAAGAAGCUGUUAGAGGGUAAAUACGUUCUAUACUAGGCUCACUGGAUCAGUAGUCAGUUACUUGUUUUAAAUAGCAUAUACAGUAUGUUGUCCAAUUUUCGGACAGUACCACUAUUCGGACGAAAUAUAUUUAUCGCCAAAUUGUUUUAUGAAGAAUAGCAAAAAAAUAAAAAUCAAUACGUUCAGAUGAUUGCCCGAUAUGUCCUGAAUUUUGCUCUAUAUUUUCGACGUUUUUGCUGUUGUUUUGUGCAAACGUGAACACUUCGAGUAAAGGUCAGUCGAAAAUAUUUUCUUAAAAAUGGCGUAGCUAGUUCAGGGUCCUACUAAUUACUGCCCGAGACUGCCCGGGAACUGCCCGAGACUGCCCGGGGACUGCCCGAGAUUGACUGCCCGGGUAAACACCGUAACAUAACGUUAUUUAUUAUACAGUAUGGUAAGGUAGUGUGCUCUUGUUUUAAAACGCUUAGUACAUGUAUAAAAGUUUUCUUCAAAACAAAGCUACGUUGCUUGCAACUUGCGUAUAAAAACUUGUCAUAGACAAGUUGCUCGUCGGUAACCGGCUUUAUUAUAAUAAACAUUGUAAAAUAUGAUUUGUCAAUUCUCAACGCUGGUUGGCUAUGAACCGUACAGUUAUUUAAACAUGUUUGCGUGUUUUGCUAAUUAAUGAAACAACUUUUAGAUACGCUCGAUUUUGCUAAUUGUCUCUUCGAAAUAAAUGCAAAUUACAUUAUUUGAUAUGUCGGGCAUAUUAUGCACAUAACCUAGCUCGCAUAUGAUUUUUUGGAGAAAAGUUAAAGACCGUUGAGGCCGACUCACAAAUGAGAUCAAAUGCAAAUGCAAAGAAACAGAAAGAAUUAGAGCAGUUUGCAGUUGUUUUUGCAAACGAGCACCGUGCAAAUUUUGCCAUUUGUCCUAGCGUGCAGCCAAAUGUUUUGAAAAAAACCUUUUUAUACAUGUACUUAGUGAUUUAAAACAAGAGCACACUGCCUUACCAUAUAAUAAAUAACGUUAUGUUUACCCGGGCAGUCCCCGGGCAGUCUCGGGCAGUCCCGGACAGUCUCGGGCAGUAAUUAGUAGGACCGCUAGUUCACGACAGCGCGAUAAGACAAGUACACUUCAGGAGAUGUUUUGUGAAAAUAUACUGCCGAAUGAUUAUUUUUUAGUUGAAGGGAUGGUUAUAUAAACCGAAAAUUUUACCACAACAAUAAUUUUUGCUACUGUCAUAAAAUUUAAGAAGUUUCGGACUUUUAAAUUAAGAAACAAUUUUUGAGGAGCUUAUCAAUACUCGGACGAUGGCUUAGAGUUGACAAUCUUAUGACUAAAAUAACGAGUAUAUUUAACAUAAUUAUAUAUUUGAAAUGUUUAAAGAGUGUACAAGUUGUUUAUGUUUUGAUAAACUUUCGAUUUCGAUAAUUUUGUUGACUUUAAGGCGGUUUUCCACUAGGCGAAAUUUUUCGACCGAAUCGAAAUUUCUCGUUGUUUCAGAGCUCUCGAGCAGAACUAAUUGUAAAAAGACAAAGAGAAAUUUCGUUUCGGUCGAAAAAUUCCGCCUCGUGGAAUCCGGCCUUUAGUUCAAUGCGAGUUCUGAUAUUAUUAUGUGAAUCUAUCCACCGGGAAUUGUAUAUAUCUUAAAGUGAGCUUUAGUUGCGAGUAACCUGACUGAAAUUUCAUACUAGAAUAUGGUUCAAAGAAUCAUGACAUUUAUUUCUAUAACAUAAUCAAGCCUUAAAUUCCAGUAUUUAUCAAAAUACAGCUUACCUUCGAGAGAAAAACGGCUAUUAUUAUAAGUGUCCGAAUAGCGGACCAGCUGUCCGAAAUGUGGUGAUGAAAAUGAAGUACUUGUUUUCGAUAUUGCAGAAAAAAUAAAGAAUUUUAGCGAUGUAUCUCUUAGAGUAAUGUAGCCAUGGGAAGUGGUCGUCAUCUGUACAAAUUUGAACCUGCUAACCAUCUUAAAUCGCAAAAUAUAGUGUGAAAACACUUUACUGUCCGAAAAUUGGACAACAUACUGUACUCAUGGCCUUGUUUACCCGAAUGUAUACUUGUAUAAAAUUCAAAUUUUCAAUUCAACCUUUGCGGUGAAAAAAAAAACACUCUGCGAACGAGUCAGAUGCGGCAAACAAAUUGGUCCAAUGAGGGAGAAGACUCAGGAGAGUUGCGAUGAGCCAAUCAGAAACUUGAAACUUCAUAUUAUGCAAAUAUGCCAGGCACCCAUGAAGAUGGAUAACAUGGAAAAGACGGGAAAUAUGGAAAACACAGAGUCUGACUUCAGAGAAAAAUAUGGAAAACACGGAGCCAUGGAAAACAGAGAGUCCACCUUAAAGAUGAUUUCCACUCAGUUCUGCUCAUAACAAAGGGUGGCCCAGAUAUAAACAUUGCCCAAAUUCCACAUCUUUCAAACUUUUUAAAUUGAAACGUAGAGCUUAUAUUAAUUUACAAGCAUAGCGAACCAGAAAAUAUUAGAUAUUCAGUUAGUAUAUCAUAUUUUACAAAUAUAGUGCUCAGUUCAAAACGUAAACAAAGUUCACGCAUGUGCACAGGAGUGGACAUUAUCUUUAAAAUAUGGAAAUUAAACACGGAGUCAGACAUAAAAAUGUGGAAAACACAGAGUCUGACAUAUUGUCAGCAUGAAAGAGGGAAAACAGUAAUUAAGUAAUAUAUAAUUUAUGCAAAUUAAUAUAAACAAGCGAACACAUUUUCUUGUUAUUUCUCUAAAACGCUGUGAAAAUAUCUAUUCAUUUUAAACACAAUCAAGCAAAUGAUGUUGUUUCUCCUGUUGUUUGACUUAUUCAACCAAUGAUUUUGUUCGAUCGCCCUGUAUGGAUUUUGUUCACCCUGUAUAUGGUAUGUUUAUAUAAAAUAAUUAUACACAAGAUUUUGUCAGCAUCUCACUCAAUUGAAUAAUAGUUGAAGGGUAUUGUAGAUGGAAAUUAUCGAGUGGAAAUUUAUAUACAUUUAUUACACCUAACCAGGAACAAAUUAGAAAAAUGCAACUUUAGUUCCCUGGCAGGAAUUGAUCUCGAACCCCCGGCGCCUACAAUUUUGGCAGUUGUCAAGCUCUAAUCAUAUAGGUUAUGAGUAAAUAUCAAGAUUUUGUUGAUCUAAACUCUUCCAUUGCCACAACAGUCUAGGACCCUAAAUGCACCCAUAUCCAUUUCUAGCACAUGUUGUUAGUGAAGCAGCAGAAGUGUUACAAACUUAAUGUUAGGGAAAUUGAUAUGAACAACAGAGCAUGAUCCUUUAGUUGGAUGUUAAUUUAUUAUUUAGCUAUAUUAACUCUUAAGUGGCCAUGCACCCUGAUGCACCCUACUUUAGGAUUUUACUCUGUCUAAUGCCAAAUGAUUUUUUUUUAAUAUUUUUUGCCCAAAAUACUACAUUUACAAGGAAUAGAUAUAUAUAUAAGAAAUGGGCUAGGAGCCUACUAGAAACCACAUGGCUUUUUUUUUAGGCCCCUAGGUUAAUUAUUUAAGCUAUAUCAAUAAAUAUAAGCUCGUGUCAGUUCGAGUGUUUUUCAGAGAAUUAGUAAGGAAAAGAAGAAUUAUAUAAUACAUAUGAAUAUAUAUAAUUAUAUUUACAGAAACAUGUUAUAUUGUUAAAUCUAGUUGUAAAAAGUACUUUUUAAUUAUUGAUUUGAAGGAAGCAUAAGACCUAGGUUCUUUAUUUUUUGUGGGAAGAUUAUUCCACACAUCUAUGCCUUUAUUGGCAAGGGUAUGUUUGGUAUAGUUUGUUCUAUUACUCCUCUUGUGUAGCAACGAAGAAUUUCUUGUGUUAUGAUUAUGAAUUUGCUUAUUUGUCAAAAAAUAGUUUAUGAAUAAUUCUGGUAGAUUCUGAGAUGAAAAUACCGGAACAUGAAUAUACUCGUUAAAUAAUAAUUUAUUUUAUGUAAAUUGAGUAUUUGUAAGGAAUUAAAAAUUGGUUCUGAAUGAUCAAAAUAAGAUUUGAAAGUCAUUAAUCUGACAAUCUUUUUUUGAACAUUCACUAACUUUUGAAAACGUGAUUUAUAGGUGUUACCCCAGAGUAAAUUACCAUAAGUUAGAUAUGGAUAGACCAAAGCAUAAUAUAUUAGCUUUAAGGAAUUUAGGUUUGUGAAAUGUCGAAUCCUGGAAAUAAUUGCCGCACAUUUGAUAAUUUUUUUUCGUAAUCAAAUCCAAGUGAUUACUCCAUGUCAGAAAUUGGUCAAGAACAAUUCCGAGAAAUGUGAUGUUUUUUACUUGUCUUAUAUUGUUAUUGUUGUUAUUGUUAUUAUUGUUAUUAUUAUAUUGUUAUUAUUUUACUUGUCAAGUGGGGAGUGCUGCCACUCAAUGGGUUAAACUUUGUUUUAUUUAGUUGUACAACAUUCUCUUGAGAAUUAUGAUGUUGAUCCAGACUCACUUCGUAGUUUAAAGGAUAAAAAUCUUUCAGAAGAGUUAAUUGUACAGAUAUUCUCUGGAUUAUAUACAAUAAUGAAAGCAACAAUGAGACACACAUUAACAUCACUAAAACAAGAGUCAUACAAAGCCGAAUUGCUUUCGUACAAGUAAGUUAUUAUAGUUUCAAAAUUAUCAUUUUGAAUCAUUUUAAGUUUUGGAUUGUGUAAACGACGGUCAUAUUCAAAUGUACUCAGGAAAAAGUCAACAUAAUAAUUGCAUUGUUUUCUAAAAAACUGUCAACAUCAGGACCGUAGCUAAGGGGGGUGUGACACCCCCUGAAAACCAGUUGAUGGAAAAUUAUGAAUUUGUCGGCAAUUUCUGGCAAAAAAUUUUUGGUUGGCAAAUGUAAUACUUACCCUCCCACCCCCUCCCUCCCCACUUAAACCUCCUCACAGUGGCCCUUAUCAUAUAUAUACUGAUAAGAGCUAGGGGCUCAGGAGGGGUCUAUGUUCACAUGAAAACAUGGGUGGAUUUACUGGGGGAUUAGGGAGUUAACCCCCCUAGAAUCUCUCUAACCCCUCUAAUAAAGUGUUCAACCCCACCAAAAUUUUGCUUCACCCCUUCUAUUUUGUGUCAGCCCGAUGGUAUAUUCGAACCCAACCAGUCACAACCAUUCCUGCACACCCACAUGGCCACUCACCAAAGCCAUGCCAAAUUUGUAUACCAUUUCGACAGUAACAUGUCUUCUUCAGCCGUAUAUAUGUUAAUCAUCACGAUAUGGCAUUUAUAAUUUUUAUAUAUGUUAAUCACCGUAGGUAAGUAUUUUUUAGUGAACAGGAAAAGUUGAGACUGAGUCGGAUUCGAACCGGCAACCUCUGGGUUACAAGCCCAUCGCUCUACCAUUCGAACCGGCGACCUCUGGGUUACAAGCCCAUUGCUCACCCAUGGCUUUGGUGAGUGGCCAUGUGGGUGUGCAGGAAUGGUUGUGACUGGUUGGGUUCGAAUAUACCAUCGGGCUGAUAGCUCAGUUGGUAGAGCGGUGGGCUUGUAACCCAGAGGUUGCCGGUUCGAAUCCGACUCAGUCUCAACUUUUCCUGUUCACUAAAAAAUACUUACAUAUAUAACAUAUAUAAAAAUUAUAAAUGCCAUAUCGUGAUGAUUAUGAUUAUACAUGUAUAUAUAUAUAUAUAUAUAUAUAUAUAUAUAUAUAUAUAUAUAUAUAUAUAUAUAUAUAUAUAUAUAUAUAUAUAUAUAUAUAUAUAUAUAUAUAUAGUGUUUAUAUAUAUAGUGUUUAUAUCGUUCACUCGGUAAUAUAAGGAGAAAAUGUUCUCGAGUGAGAUAUUUCAUAAUUUCGAGGCUGCGCAAGCAGAAACUGACUCUGCCAGUCACGGCUGGGUUUCGAACCCGCGACCUUCGAAUUACUAUAGAUCAAUGCUUUAUACCAACUGAGCUACACGGUCAGGAUGGAUUGAAGACUGGAAAUUAUGUCUUCGGGUUCGAAACCCAGCCGCGAUACAAAAAAGUAAUAAUACUAAUACUAUAUAAUUAUUUGGGUUUAUACCGAAUAAUGGUUCACUUCACUAUAUACUAACAUGUAAUAUCUGUUUAGAAUUCCUGAAAACUUUGUUGAUGAGAUUAUGAAGAAUGUAUUUAAUAAGAGGUAAUGUAUACAGCUAUUUCAACCAAGGUUGUCCACGAGCAAAGCGGAAAAGUCGAAUACGAGCGCGAAAGGCUAAUGGGAAUUGUAGAAUAAUUUGUAACAUUAUACUAUUAAUAACGCCGUAUAGGAGACCAAACAAUGAGUGAUUUAAUUGAUUGACGUAAGAAAUGUAUCGUAUGUCAUGAAUAUAGACUUCGAAUUGAUUGUCAGACUGAAAGCACGAGAGAAAACCAGAAGGAUUGUCAUGUAUAUAUAUUUUAUCGUUUG
Paramuricea clavata is the source of this 6522-nucleotide messenger RNA. The record is from the annotation of a GenBank genome assembly. Lineage: Eukaryota; Metazoa; Cnidaria; Anthozoa; Malacalcyonacea; Plexauridae.